Messenger RNA from Dracunculus medinensis (Guinea worm), 1821 nucleotides. The record is from the annotation of a GenBank genome assembly. Lineage: Eukaryota; Metazoa; Nematoda; Chromadorea; Rhabditida; Dracunculidae.
AUGCUUUCAACGCCAAAGAUCUCUUUCAUUGAAGAGACCGAUGUUAAGUUAAAAACUCGAUUUCAAGGCCAGGUUUUAGUUUUAUACGCGAAAGUACCAUUACUUUUGGAUUCGUUAUUGAGUAGUCUUCGUGAAGCAUGUAAACAAUCAUCGAGUCAACCGAUUACCGUCAAGUGGAUCGACGAUGAAGGUGAUCCAUGCACAAUAUCUUCUCAGCGGGAAUUGGAUGAAGCAAUACGUCUUCUAAAUAUGAAUGGAGAUGCUGAACUGAAUGUUCAUGUAUUUCUUGGAGUUCCAGCACUUCCCGGAUUGCCAUGUUCUGGUGAAGAUAAAACGGUAUAUAGGCGAGGAGCUCGUCGAUGGAAGAAAUUUUAUCAUGUAAACGGUCAUAGAUUUCAAGCGAAACGAUUAAAUCGGAGAAUGCAAUGUUUUUUCUGCAAUGAUUACAUUUGGGGACUUGGCCGACAAGGUUAUCGAUGCGCAGACUGCAGAUUAUGUGUUCAUAAAAAAUGUCAUCGAGCUGUUCGGCAACCAUGUGGUGAUCAUUCAUUUGGAUCAACUACUACUCCUUCUCCUUCAGUGGCUUAUAUUGCACCGCGAAUCAAUGGUUCUGGUGGGCUUAAUGUUGGUUUUGAUAACUGUGCUUUUAAAGAAUCGGAAAUUGAGGCAGAUCAUUCGCUUAAGCGUGGUCAUAUGGGAAAUGAUUAUCACAUGGUUAUAUCCAACCUAGGACAAGAAUCGAAACCAGCUGUAUCACUUGAUGAUUUUAAUUUGUUAACAGUUAUUGGGAGAGGCUCAUAUGCAAAAGUUGUGCAAGCAGAACAUAAGAAGACUAAAGCGGUUUAUGCCAUAAAAAUAAUCAAAAAACAAAUGUUCAAUGACGAUGAAGACAUCGAUUGGGUUCAAACAGAAAAAUCUGUAUUUGAAACUGCGUCAAAUCAUCCAUUUCUAGUAGGAUUGCAUUCUUGUUUCCAGACUGAUUCACGUCUUUUUUUUGUGAUCGAAUUUGUUCCUGGUGGAGAUUUGAUGUUCCACAUGCAAAGGCAACGAAAGCUUCCUGAGGAUCAUGCAAGGUUUUAUUCGGCGGAGAUUAUACUUGCACUACACUUUUUGCAUUCGCGUGGCAUCAUUUAUCGUGACUUAAAGUUGGAUAAUGUUUUGAUAGAUGCUGAAGGGCAUAUUAAGCUUACAGAUUAUGGAAUGUGCAAGGAAAAUAUUGGUCCGAAUGGUGUAACGAGUACUUUUUGCGGCACACCUAAUUAUAUUGCUCCAGAGAUACUAAGAGGAGAAGAUUACGGUUCAUUUAUAAAUGGAUUCAGUGUAGACUGGUGGGCGCUUGGAGUAUUAAUGUAUGAAAUGAUGGCUGGUCGAUCACCAUUUGAUGUUGUUGGAAUGGUUAACGAAGUUGAUCAGAAUACUGAAGAUUAUCUUUUCCAAAUAAUUCUCGAGAAACAAAUACGUAUUCCACGAUCGCUUUCAGUUAAAGCAGCAACAAUUCUCAAAGGAUUCUUGAAUAAGGAGCCAACUGAGAGGUUGGGUUGUUGUAGUGAUAUCGAUGAAGCACUGGAUGAUAUGAAAACGCAUCCUUUUUUCCGAAAUAAUAUCGAUUGGGAGUUGCUUGAAGCGCGUCAGGUGACUCCACCAUAUAAUCCUUCAGUAUCCUCAGAUCGAGAUCUUCAACAUUUCGAUACAACGUUCACAGAUGAAGCUCCAGCAUUAACUCCGGAUGAUCCACAAGUUAUUGAACGUAUCGAUCAAUCGGAGUUCGAAGGAUUUGAAUAUAUCAAUCCUUUGCUAAUGUCAAAAGAAGAUAGCGUAUGA